Molecule: messenger RNA, 5626 nt
Organism: Harpia harpyja (harpy eagle)
Lineage: Eukaryota; Metazoa; Chordata; Aves; Accipitriformes; Accipitridae
Product: rho-related BTB domain-containing protein 3-like
Exons: 12
Coding region: 166-1989 (607 amino acids)
Biological process (GO): regulation of proteolysis; proteasome-mediated ubiquitin-dependent protein catabolic process
Cellular component (GO): cytoplasm
Molecular function (GO): GTPase activity; GTP binding; ubiquitin protein ligase binding
Source: RefSeq, a predicted model, not a curated record
CCCGUCCGGCGUGGGGCGAGGGAAUGCGGCAAGGGCCCCGGCGGUGGCCGCUGAGCCUGGACGGCCACGAAUAAAAAGCCGAAGCCAGCUGGGGAUUUGUAACGCAAGCGGCGCUUCCAGGUUUCUUUUCCGCUUUGCGCUUGUUCUGCUGUUGGAUUUGAGAUCAUGUCGGUUAAUAUCGUAGCCUUUGGGAACGAAAGAGACAGCUUUUCUGAGGACAAUCAGCAGCCAAGCCUGAUCUGGAGCUAUCUCAGGAGAAGUGCUCUCAUUUCCCGGAUUGACAGCAGUUUGUCUGCCAGUCACGUUGGAAACCCGGUUUUUACCGAAUAUCAAGCCUGCGUGUUUGGAAAUGUCAGACUGGUCGUACAUGACUGUCCUGUCUGGGAUAUAUUUGACAGUGACUGGUACACCUCUCGCAGUCUCAUUGGAGGAGCUGAUAUUAUUGUGAUUAAAUACUCUGUCAAUGACAAGACUUCAUUUCAAGAACUAAAGGACGGUUAUGUACCAAUGAUAAAAAAGGCCUCAAACCACUCUUCAGUUCCGGUGAUAAUUUCUGCUAUUGGUGCACGAAAAACCGGAGUGUCUUGCACCUGCCCCCUGUGCACUUUGGACAGGAGGAGCUGCGUCACCACCUCCGAGGGAGUUCAGCUUGCCAAGGAACUGGGAGCCACUUACCUUGAACUGCACGCUCUUAAUGACUUCUACGUACAGAAGUACUUUGGAGGAGUGCUGGAAUAUUUUAUGAUCCAAACUUUGAAUCAGAAGUCAUCUGAAAAAAUGAAGAAAAGGAAAAAGACGCAGAAGUGCCAUCGAGUUCAACCACCUCAGCUUGAACAGCCAGAAAAAAUGCCGAUCUUAAAGGGCGAAGCCUCGCACUACGACGCGGACCUGCACAACCUGCUCUGCUGCUGCCAGUGCGCGGACGUGGCGUUCUGCCCCGAAGACCUCAGCACGGUGGUGGAGGCUCACAAGAUCAUCCUCUGCUCCGUCAGCCACCUCUUCAUGCUGCUUUUCGAGGUGAAGACCCCCGCCGACAUCCGCGACGCCUCCAUCGUGCGGACGGCGCGGAGCCUCUUUGCGGUGGAGGCGGGGGACGCCUUACCCCCGGCCCCCCGCGGCAUCCCACCCUGCGUCCCGCCGGUGAGGGUGGUGGUGAAGGACUCCGUCUUCUGCUCUUGUCUCCCGGACAUCCUCCACUUCAUUUAUUCAGGUGCUUUCCAGUGGGAACGAUUAGAAGAGGAUAUAAAAAAGAAGUUGAAGGAUCCAGAAAAAACUGAACAUGUGCUUGAGAAAGUUCAAUGUAUCCUGAAAACUCCAGGGAAGCCAAACACUGUAAGGGACUGCAGAUCUCACCAGAUAAAACGGCUGUAUAAUACUUCCCUCAGGCUGUUCUUUAAUACGCCUGUCCUAGCUGAUGUCAUCUUCAAAAUACAAGGUGCAACUGUACCAGCCCACAGAGCAGUUCUGGUAGCUCGCUGUGAGGUAAUGGCAGCUAUGUUUAAUGGUAAUUAUCUAGAAGCAAGUAGUGUUCUGGUUCCAGUGUAUGGGGUUUCCAAAGACACUUUCCUCUCCUUUCUAGAGUACCUUUAUACCGACUCCUGCUGCCCAGCCAGUAUUCUCCAAGCUAUGUCUCUCUUGAUCUGUGCAGAGAUGUACCAAGUAAUGAGACUCCAGCAUAUUUGUGAGCUUUACAUUAUCACGCAGCUUCAGAGCAUGCCUAGCCGGGAACUGGCAUCCACAAGUCUCAGUAUCGUUAGCUUGCUCAAAAAAGCUAAGUUUCACAAUUCCGAUUGCCUUUCGACUUGGCUGCUUCAUUUUAUUGCCACUAACUACCUCAUCUUCAGUCAAAAGCCUGAAUUUCAAGAUCUUUCAGUGGAGGAGCGCAAUUUUGUAGAGAUGCACAGAUGGCCUUCCAAUUUGUACCUGAAGCAGCUUGCUGAUUACAGGAACUAUGUCCACUCUCAGAAAUGCCAUUGCACAGUAAUGUAAGAAGACUGAACAUGCGCAGAGCUCAUCUCGACUGGAAAAUCUCAGACUGGGAAUUAGACGGAGUAUAAAAAUCAUGUAAAGAGCAAAACCAGAUACUGAUCUCCCCUGGAACGCUGUAUGCCGUGCUGUAGUGCACUUACUAACAUUCCUUGCUUUGAUAAUAAACCACUCUACAUUUUUGCUUGAAGCAUUGGGAAAUGUAUCAUGAAGAUUUCUUUCAAGCACAAGGAUUUCACACCCAUGGGGAUUAAACACAGUAUGGGGCCGUGUCAUGACUGUUGUCUGUUCUCCCUUCUAACUCCUUUGCUGUUUGUUUUGUUGGUUUUCAUGAUUACUUUUGGCUGCUAGACCACCACCUGUGGAAAACAGAUUUUUUUUGUAAAUCUGUGUAGAAUAGGAGCACAGUAGCAGUGCAGGGAAGCUGGGAAGCCAACUCCUAAGUUCUUUAAAUAUUUCAGGAUGCAAAAAUUUACUGCAGCAUCUGCUGGUUUGCAAAGUAAGUAGUAGGCUUAAGAAGCGUUUUAGUUACUAUUCAUUUUCUACUGCAAGUUAACUCUGUAGUUCCUUUUACUGAGACUCUUACAGUCGUAUGAGUGGAUAUUUUAAUUCCAGAGGAAUGCCUAUGCACCACUAUCUUCCCUAGUGCCUCGCAAACAUCUAAAAAUUGAAAUUACUUUUCCUCCCAGUAAACAGGAGAAGAAAGUCUGUUUUAAUACUCCGUAGAACACCUUUGUUAGUGUGGUCAUCCUGUGUUUUUCCCCCUGAGGAAAACAGGCAGGGAGAGCUAAGUCUGCUCAGAGCAUAUCCGUACGGUACUGGUGGGGACAGGGAGGACAGGGAAGGAGCUUGACAGCCAUUCGUAGGUUUUGUGGGGGAAAACUCAUUGGCACGAGUGACUUUUUUGGGAAAAGUGGGUCUUGUAAUCCUAUGUCUCUCCUGCCAGCUGACAGCAUAAAUGUUGGAUGUGCUGGUCGUGGAGGGAGGUGACCCUCAUGGGUAUGCCAGUCCUAUGAGGAAUGUCGCCUUUUGUAAUGGGACUUUGAGCUCGAUCCUCCCCAGUGGGGACUUGGUUUAAAUUGAGUUAUCAUCAUAUGCUCAUAAGCUCCACCAUGUGAGACAAACCCGAUUAUCUUUUGUGGCUGCGUGGAUUCUUUUUUGGAUAUAACAGAUAAAUCCUGAAUAUCACUACUAGGAUGACCCUUGCAGACACUGUUGAGAGUUUUCUUGACCUAAAUUGUUCGUCAUGCCACUAACUGAUAUGUAUGUAAUAAUAUUAAUGACAAGAUGAACCCAGCCUUUACAUAAGGCUAUCUACCUGAGCAUAGGUACUUUCCUGUAAAUGAAAUCUUGUUAAGGGACUAAACGCUUCAUUAUUAUUUCUUGUACUUUUGGUUCUGCUUUGCCAGCUGCCUUGAAUUUUGGUACGUAGUCUGAGCCUAGAAAGACAAAGAAAAGACACCAAAAAAAGUUAUUUAGUGUUUCCCCAAUGUCCAUAGUAGGCCAUCUCAAAUGUACCUGGAAACUGCAGCUGUGAGACAAAGGUGGAACAGUAAAUUGCUGAGGCUGAAUCUUUUUUUUUGCUUCUAAGAAUUGUUUUUGUAUUUCAAUACAGUUUUCUAGGUAAAUUGUUCUUUUAAAAUUCCAUGCUAGAGUCAUAGGGAUUUUUUUGUUUUUUUCUGUGGUGUUUGGUAUUUUGCGGAGGUUGAGCGGGUAUUUCCUUUCCUAUUUUUGAACACAAAAAAAAAAACAAAAAAAAAAACCAGCUUGUGACUCAGCUGGCUGCUGCAGGCUCAAAAUUCUGAUGUUAGUUUUAUGUAGGAAUGAGAAUUCUUUUUUUCUUUUUUCCCCACUUUUCAUCUGGAGAUUCUGAAGUUCUUUAGAAGAUGAGAUAUACUUAUCUACAUCUCACAUAUAAGGCGUCUGAAAUAUAGAGCAUUACAUUGCUUUUUCGAGAUCACUAAAGAAAACUGAAAAUGUUAAAGGAAAAAAAUUAAUUGGAAAGUAGUAUGUAUUGAACUUAAAUGUGAAUAAAAGGUCAUUUCCUAGCAUUAUAGUAGAAAUUAAAAAUUUUAAGCAUCAGUUAACUGGAUAGAUACAAAUAAAACUUACAGUUUUUUGAAGCAUAAUGAACAAAAAUGAAGAUACAGUUGAACUACAGCUUGCCUGAACACCUGAUAGCAUCUUCAGUCACAGCAUGUGCUUCAGCCAGCAGCCAGCUCAAUUAUCAGAAGUAUGGAUUAUGUGCCUCAUGCAGACUUUUUGUACAGAACUGAUACAAAAGUUGUGUGAAUGUUUGUCUGCCUUGCAUGUAGUCCUACAUUUUUAAUACUUUGAAAGCUUUCCCAGUUUUUUUGCGAGAAGUUAGUGUCUUGCCAAUAAUUUAAGUGUAGAUAACAAAUAACAAAAUACUAUUUUUAACUUUCUGUAAAUGUUUUAUAGGCAUUUAAAAAUAGGCUUAACAGAAUACAAACACUUUAUAGCCAACCAAGAGAAAUAUUUUGCUAUUAUGUAUUUUAGUCAGUGGAAACCACAGGUUUUAUACAGAGACACCAGGCAGUGUAAAAAUAUUUAUUGUUUAUUCACAGAUUAAUGCAUACUACUAUUCAGACAUUAAAACAGCAUUCCAUUUUACUGAGUAUCCCAUAAUGCUGCCUGUAUCAGGUACAAUGUGCUGUCCUUGCAGACAUAGCCCCUCUGAUAAAUUUAAAUUCUUGGAAGAAUUCUUACUAUAAAUUCUUACUUUUAUUCUGUAUGAUGAUUUUCUGUAGAAAGGUAUUAAUCUUAAAGCUAUUUUUAAAACUCAUACUUUAACAUUCGGAUAUGUGACUGGAAGUAGACUGUGAUGCUUGGUGAAUUGCUGUCGGCAGGUUUUUUUAGUGGAGGCUUUAGGACCAUAUCCAUCAUGGACAGUCAGGAGUAAGGGCAGUACUGAAUUUGGUAUUUAUGAAUAACUUUUUAUGGUAUAAAGUAGAAAUUGCUAUGGCAUAAAAAAACCCCCUUUAUACUAUGGUAUAAAGUAAAAAUCAGGAACGAUCUGAAAAAAACAUUAUUUAAGCAGGUGGUUUUGAAAAAAGGAAAAAUGUCUGAGGAGAAAGGCUUCCACUGGUCCUGGCAUCUCCCACCCUCCCAAGGCAUCAGCAGCAUUGCCGUCAAAAAAGGAGGCUGGUGGCGAAUUUGGGUGCCCUUAGGAAGGUCGUAGAGGGUUUGGGAUUACAGCUUCAGACUUAGGUUCAAGUGGAGUUUGAACUCCCAAGUCCUUCAUUAGAGCUAACUCUCAAAAUCCACUUUUAGAAGACAAUUUUUUGAAUAAUGGAUACUUACUCACUGUAUACUUACUGCUGUACCGAUACAUAUGUAUGCUUGUCCCAAGCUAGCGCUAAGCUUUAUAGAGACUAACAAAGAAAGCUUUCUGCACUAAUGAUGUUCUCCACAUGAUAGUUAAAAAACCUCUGCUAUCAUCCUUUAGGUCUUGGUGUAUUUGAUUUGGAAAAAACUGUUAGAAGGAAGAAAAGCUAUUUUAUUAGGCAUGUGCUGAAAAUCCUGUAUGUUUUUCUUUUAAUAUACCCUCACUAAAUAUAUAUGUUUUUAGGCUGAAUAUGUAAAACUUUGUUAGAAAAUAAAAAUUUUUCUCUAGUCA